CAGCGGGUCCUGGUUGUGUUUGAGUGAACACGGGCUGUGUCUCCGUUUGUGCCUCUCUGUCUCUGCUCGGGGCUCGAACACUCGCUAUGGACGAGCCGGUCAAUGUUACGGCCAUGCCUUCUAGCCGCGGGGUGGUCAUCCAGGUUCGGGAGAAGAAGAGUUGCCUGAGAGCAGCCAUCCCUUACAUGCCUUUCCCUCUGGCUGUCUUCUGCCUCUUCCUCAACACCUUCAUCCCAGGACUGGGAACCUUUGUGUCAGCCUUCGUGGUGCUGUGUGGGGCGCGGACAGACCUGCCAAACCGUCACAUGUGCUGUGUUUUCCUUCUCAACGUGGCUGCGGCCCUCAUUCAGAUCCUCACAGCGGUGGUGAUGGUGGGCUGGAUCAUGAGCAUAUUCUGGGGAAUGGACAUGGUCAUCCUAGCCAGCUACAGAGAUCAGGGGAUUCCUCACCAAGUGUAACUCCGUCCGUGGAAGGAUCAGUCGCUGUCCUGCCGUUUCCCACUCGCAGCUGCGGCUCGAGGAUGUUCAUGAGGGCCUUCAGGCUUCAGGGUGCCAGUAGGCCCAAAUGUCAGGCCGACUUUGUUUUUCUGUCAAUUAUUUAUAACUACAUUAAGGGGAAUGGUGUUAAAAAUAAACAUGGUCAGUAACACCCCGCACCACUUUCUGGAACUGCCCGUUCGGUUGACCUGCAGCGACCUUCUCUUCAACUGUUUCCAUGGUGACACCCGCCAUUUUGUCAAUGGCCGACUGUCUCCAACAGGAGCCACUGGCGACCCAGGUCUGGCCUUCCCGUAAAUUCAAGGGACACAAUGUUGUCUGUUUUGUUUUUAUGUUUCUGUCCGAGACUCGGAUUCAAAGCACUAAACCCAGUCCUCGUUUUCAAAAGAAAAGAAAAUUGGGAUGGAUAAUUCUGACGUACGCUGGGCACAAAUUCUGAAUUAAUUUGUGCUUUGGAAAAUUAGUAUGUGGACAUUUGUCCUUUUUUUUGGGGAGCCCUCAAAAACGUAGUUAAUAAUGACUAUCUGGGAAACUGAGGAUGAGUAAGGCCUCAAAAUCCAAUUUAACUCCUCAAUGCUUUGCAUGUUAUGUUUCUUCCGAGUGAAAACUCCUUGCGUCAAAGAAGGAUCAAUAUGUCUGUAAAUACUUAGGGGAAAUUCUAAUCUAGGUGAAAAUUGAGGCAGAUUGAUUGAAAAUGGAUGAUGUAACUCGUUGCUGCUUCGUCCUUCACUAUUCCUGAACACACACACACGCUUUCUCUCUCUGGAUUCUCUCCAAGAUGCACGCUCCGCUCCGCUUGAUAAACAUUGAGUCUGCUCCCUCCCUUCUGCAUUUCCCCCCUGACACCGACCCAGACGGGACAUUCUGUCCAAAUCUCCUUACGGAUUUCUGCAGGAAGCAAGAGGCAUCUAUCCGGGUGACUCAAAAAAAAUACAAGUGGAGGCACAAGAAUUCUUCAGAGAUAUUUGUGAAAGUGCCAAGAAAUGACCGGUUAGAAUACUUUUGCCUAUGAAUUUCGUAGAUUUUCAACCCAGGAUGGAUUUAUAUGUACAUAUUUGUAAACAUAUUCUGGUGUAUGUACGUUUGGGCAUUUUGGAUCUUUAGUCUAUGCAUGGAAACAAUUUUGAUAAUGUGAGUCUUUUUCACGGCCCUUGGACGGUUGGGGAUAAUGUUUGCUUCAUGUGACUAUCUUUUUAUGGGUGGUAAUUAUGUCAGUUUACUCUGAGAUGCACAGUUUAUUGAAAAGGACUGGUGGAGAUGCUUGAAUCGCUGCUGCUUUUGAUCUGACGCUUAAUGUUCAGCUAAGAUGUGUAAACUGGAACAUCAGGAUGCAUGCACAGGGAAAGAUGGUUAGCAAUUUUUCUGUAUUUCAGUAACAGUUCCUAUUUCAUUCCCAACUAAAAUUGCCAAUGCCAGCUGUUGUCCUGGACCUUGCAAUAGUUGGUCUAUCACCUGAUCACUCAGUGUCUCUUCUUUCCCCAGUUUAUAUAACCACUGAAAAUGAACCUGGCUUUGAUCAUUUUAGCUGCUUUAAGACUCCUCUGUAAACUCCCAGCCUGUCACAUCUUUGAUCUUAGAUUACAAAGAACUCUUUGAAGAUGUGUUACACUUUGUUGGACGUGCCUUUCCAAAUAAUUUCUUCGUACAUGACGUAGAAGUGCUUUCCUAUGAGUAAUUUUUGUAUUGGAUAUGGUUGUGGUUCUGUUUAUUAUGGAAGCCGAAAGGAUCGGUUAGCUCAACUGGUUGCGUGGCUGGCCUGUGAUGCUGAGUGACAAAUGAUACAGAACAAAGAACCAUAUAGCACAGGAGCCAGUUCUUCGGCCAUCCAAGCCUGAGCCGUCACUUUUUGCCCUUCCACACUAACACUGUCAUCACUCACAGGAUCUAUAUCCCUCGAUUCCCUUCCUCUUCAUGUCGUCAUCCCGCUGCCUCUUGAACGCUGCUCUUGUGUUUGCUUCCACCACUUCCUCUGGCAGCUCAUUCCAGGCACUCCCCACCCUUUGUGUGACCUGUGAACCUGCCUGGCACAUCUAUUUCAAACUUCGUCCCUCUUGCACUCCAAACUGCACCUUGAACCUAUGUCUCCUAGUAACUGAUCCCUUCACCCUGGGGAAAAGCCUCGUACUUUCCACUCUCUCCAUGCCAUUUACAAUCUUUGAAACUUUUGUCAGGUUGCCCCCACCACCACCUGUGUUCCAGUGACAACAAACCCAGUCUAUCCAACCUUUCUUUGUAGCUAAAAUCCCCCAUACCAGGCAACACCCUGGUAAACCAUACUACGCUGUCCAAAGAAUCCACAUCCUCCUGGCAAGGAGCGUAGCCCAACUAAAGUUCCAUAAAGCUGCAGCAUAACUUGCCUACUGUUUUAGUCUGUGGCCCUACCAAUGAAGGUAAGUAUGCCAUAGGCCUUUUUUACUGUCUUAUCUAUCCGUGCUCCCACCUUCAGUGAUGUGUGGACCUGCACACCCAGAUCCCUCUGCAUAUUAGCAGUCAAUGCCAACAGUCAAUUCCAACACUGGUUGAGGUUACUACAAAGGACUCCUAUUCCCCACCUGUACCCCCAACACAGUCUCUCUCCCUCCCCCCGCCUCCCCCAACACCAUUCCUGGCCUAAGGCCUGGUGACGCUCCAGUUAAACUACCACCAGACACACCCCCAUCUCUCUAAUGGGAGGGCAGAUCUGUGGUCCUCUGUGACUUUUAAUGGUUUUACCUAAUGGAGAAGUUUUAACAAGGUACCUGUUUGCUUUCCAACUGGUGCAGGGAAAGGUUGAAGGGGACAUGACAUGGAUAUAAAUGCUGUUUCAUGGAGAGGGCAAUGCAUGUUGAUGGGAUGCUGAGAUGAACUGGAAUUAUCAGCCUCUCAAAGGAUCCCCUGCUCAAUGUCCCUUUGUUCCAGGUUCCUUUUCAGUGGCGAUUGGCAGAAAGCAGGGAAAAAGAGUGUUUUGUUAGAUUAACAUGUUCAGUUCCAAUAAGGUAACCUUCAGCUUGCUGAUGCGCUUUGCUCACAACAUUUUCUAAAGGUUUUCUUCUUCCAGAAUCCAACUUGUUCCAGAAUCCAACUUGGCUGAUCUCUUCUUUCUUCAUUUGGAAGGAUGUAUGAGUUUUGUUCCAGAAUCCAACUUGGCUGAUCUCUUCUUUCUUCAUUUGGAAGGAUGUAUGAGUUUUCUGCCCCUGAUCGCACUGAUGUUGAAAGCCAACCUCAUGCCCCAGGUUGGAGUUUUACAACUUGCUGCUGUUACUGAGUCUGUCAGAAGCGGGGGCUAAUGAUUGUACAGGUCCACAAAACACAUCUGAUUGGAUUGAAGCUGAUCUGAGCAAUGAUUUUGAAAACCGUGGGGAAUGGUAAUGAAGGUGUGAGACAGAGGCAGUGUUACUCUCACUGUACAGACAUGUCGAGUGACAAAUCUCUAUAGCCUGUUCUGGUGGCACAGUCAGCAACAGCAAAGAUUCAGCCAGUUGGGGCAGAGACGAGGAGAACUCCCUUCACCCAUGAAGUGGUGAGCCUAUGGAAUUCCCUGCAACAGAAAGAAGUCGAGGCCAAAAUGUUGAAUGCUUUCAAAACAGGAUUAGAUGUAGUUGCUGAGGCUAAUGGGUAAGUGGACGAAAUUAAAAUAGGGUACUGAGAUGGAUGGUCAGCCAUAUUGAAUGGUGGAGCAGGCUUUGAAGGGCUGAAUGGCCCCCUCCAGAUCCUGUUGUCUCCAUUUCCAGUGAGCUUCCUUGACCUGCCUGCACUUCCCGGCAGUCUGCCUGUUUCUAUUUCCAUGAUUUUCUCUGGUCCUGCAGCCUGCUCAUUUCUGCGUUCAUUCUGAGUAAAGAUAAGGAGAGAUGGAGAAGUUCCUAUUGGAGACAGUAUUUUAUUUUUUAACAGUGCAUUUCCCACAACCCAUCAGAAGGAGCUAGUUGGGCUGGAAACUAUUAUAGGGGAGCUCUGAGACUUGGAAAUUGUCAUUCUUUCCAGUAAUUGGCUCCAUCAACUAAUCCACCCUGAGGUUGGAUAUGAAGUGAGCAAGACCCCAGCGUUCCACAGAUGCCGGAACCGUGGCCCAGAGACACACACCCAGGUCAGGCUUGGUGGUCCUUCGGCGCUUUUUCUGCUCUGUCACGUGGGCAGGUGAGACAGCCUCUCUGACCAGGUCAGGAUGGGAUACCCUGAGUCAGGGGUGAAGUUUCAGAGGAGCUGGUGCUUGUGUAUGUCGUCCUUCCUCAUGGUCAGCUCUGUGCAGGAGCAGUGAAGGUGUAGCGCACCACUGUCUGUGUAUUCGGACGUUCUCUUUGCUGAUUUGGCUAAAUGAUAGUCAUCAUUGGGUGAGAACAGGCCUCUCCUAUUUGCUACCCCCAUCCAUUCCCCUGCUUCUUCUAUUUUAUCUUCACCUCUGUUUGUCUUCAUUUAUUGCUCCAUCCCUUCAACCCCUGUGUUAUUUCCUCAGCUCUCCUCUCUCCUCCCCCAGGAUUAUGAGGCUUUAAUUUGGCUUACAGAAUGUGAAAAUCACCCACAGCAUCAAUAUUUAUUGCCUGUUUAUCAUUAUCCUUGAGAAGGUGGUAGUGCUGAACAGUCAUCUUGAAGUGCUACAGUUCAUGUACUUGUGGGUUGACCCACAAUGCCAUUAGGGAGGGAAUCCCAGGAUUUUGACCCAGAGAGAGUGAAGGAACAGCAAUUUAAUUCCAAGUCGGGAUGAUGAGUGGUUUGGAGGGGAAUUUGCAGUGGUAAUGUUCCCAUGUAUCUGCAGCUCUUGUCCUUCUAGAUGGAAGUGGUCAUAUGUUUGGAAGGUGCUGCCUGAGGAUCUUGUAGAUAGUACACACUGCUGCUACUGGGUGUCCAAUGGGUUGCUUUGUCCUGGACGGUGUCAAGCUUCUUGAGUGUUGUUGGGGCUGCACCCAUCCAGGCAAGUGGGGAGUAUUCCAUCACACUCCUGACUUGUGCCUUGUAAAUGGUGGGCAGGCUUGGGGACCCAGGAGUUGAGUUCCCCGCCACAGUAUUCCCAGCUUCCGGCCUGCUCUCGUAGCCAAUCUGUUAACGUGGUGAGUCCAGUGAGUUUCUGGUCAAUGGUGAUCCCCAGGAUGUUGAUAGUGGGGGAUUCAGUGAUGGUAACACCAUUGGAUGUCAAGGGACAGUGGUUAGAUUCUUUCUUCUUGGUGAUGGUCAUUGCCUGGUGUUUAUGUGGUGUGAAUAUUACCAGUUGUCAGCCUAAACCUGGUUAUUGUCCAGAUCUUGUUGCAUGUGAACAAGGACUGCUUCAGGAUCUGAGGAAUCAUGAAUGGUGCUGAACAUUGUGCAAUCAUCGGUGAACAUCUCCACUUCUGACCUUACGAUGGAGGGAAGGUCAUUGAAGCAGCUGAAAAUGAAUGGGGCCUAGGACACAGCCCUGAGGAACUCCUGCAGAGAUGUCCUGGAGCUGAGAUGAUUGACCUCCCACAACUACGACCAUCUUCCUGUGUGUCAGGUUUGACUCCAACCACUGGAGAGCUUUCCCCCUGAUACCCAUUGAUUCCGGUUUUGCUAGGGCUCCAUGAUGUCACACUCGGUCGAAUGCAGCCUUGAUGUCAAGGGCCGUUACUCUCCCCUCAGCUCUGGAAUUCAGCUCUUUUGUCCAUGCUUGAGCCAAGGCUGUAAUGAGGUCAGGAGCUGAAUGACCCUGCAGAGCCCAAACUGGGCAUCACUGAGUCAAUGCUGCUAGGUACCACUGUUAAUAACACCUUCCAUCACUUUACUGAUGAGCGAGAGUCGGGAAUUGAGUUGGAUUUGUCCUGCUUUUUGUUUUCAGGAGAAACCUGGGCAAGUUUCCACGAUGUCUGAUAGAUGCCAGUGUUGUAAUUGUACUGGACGAGCUUGGAGAGUAGCAAGUUCAGGAAUACAAGCCUUCAACAUUAUCGCUGGAAGGUUGCCAGGGUCUGUAGCCAUUCAAGUAUCCAGUGUCUCCCACCGUUUCUUGAUAUCAUGUGGAGUGAAUCAAAAUGGCUGAAGACCCGCAUCUGUGACGCUGGAGCCAACCGAAUGAGGCUGAGAUGGACCAUCCCCUUGGCAUGAACCGAUAUUGUCAUGGACAGAUGCAUGGCAUGCUGAAAUCGCACCCCCCCCCCCCCCACCACCACCACCAGAGGACAUUCUGUACCCUUGCCACCUUUCAGUGCUCCUUUCCAGUGGGGGAAUACCGAUCCAUCAGCUGAGAGAGGAUGGUGCGUGGUAAACAUCCACGUUGAAACUGAGAGACUUCAUGGGAUCUGGAGUCAACUCUGAGGGCUCCUAGGGCACAUCCCUCCUGACUGAUGGUGGGAGAAGACAGAUAUCCGGGGAUGGUGGUGUUGUUGUCUGGGACACUGCCUAUAAGGUAUGAUUCUGUGAGUGUGACUAUGUCAGACUGUUGCUUGACCAGUCUGUGAGACUGGUUUUCCAGUCCUGGUGCUAGGUCUCAGACGCUAGUGAGGAGGACUUUUCAGGGUCGACAGAGCUGUUUCUGCCGUUGUCUUUUCCGAUUUUCUCGAUCGAUGCCAGGCAGUCCGUCCAGUUUCAUUUCUUUGUUGAGGCUGAUACAACUGAAUGGCUUGCCAGGCCGUUUCAGGGGUAGCUGAGAGUCGCCCAAAUCGCUGUGGACCUGGAGUCACAUGUAGGCUAGACCAGAUGAUGAUGGCAGAUUUCCUUCCCUGAAAAGUGAGUCAAUUGCAUUUUUCCCUGACAAUUGACAGCGGUUUCAUGAUCAUCUUUUAGACUCCUAAUUCCGGGUUUUGUUGAGUUCUCAUUCCUCCACAUGCCCUGGCAGGAUUUGAAACAUGGUCCCCAGAAAAUUAGCUGAGGUUCCAGCGAUAAUACCCUUGGAUCAUCACCUCCCCACUAAUACACCCCUCCCUGUUACUGCCAUUGAGCACAUGUGCACUUACACACAACAGGGAGGAGUAUGUUAUAUGUGUGUGUGUGUGUCUGUGACACACUGGACCUCCAUCUGUACACCUACUGUCCUUUGUGCUCUCCCAAUUCCAGGGGUAGCACUCCAGCCCACAUGCAGAGCUGUGCCUGUGUGCUACACAAUCCUGGAACUGAAAUAAGUGGUGCUAAAUUCCUGAACAAUUACUGAAGCAGUGUGUAAUUAUACCCUUCGAGACGUGAUUCUGGAUUAGGUAAUUACAGUUUUAAUUUAAUUUGUUUGUUUGUCAACGUGUACGAGACACCAAAUGUGUAACAAAAAUCUACGAAAUGUCGAGUGUCACUACAUUGUGGUGAUGGUUUUAUUGGGAGCGAAGCUGUGCUCUCCUCUGGUCACAGCACUGGGUAUUAACAUGGGGAAGGUCAGAGCCAUGAGGAGAUUUACAUUCCCAGGGAGAUUUUAGCCUUGGUGUUCAAAGUUGGAGCAGAUUUUCAACAUUUCCAAAUACUCCUGGUUCCCAAUCUUGAUGUUACUGCCAUGGCAAAUAUUCACAGCCCAUUAUCUUACUGCUGAAUUGCGCACUCUCUAAGUUUCUGAAGAUUCUUCCAGUGCGUUGUCGGAGUGAGAGUUACAGAGCAGUGAGGUAUGUCCGUCGAUCCCUAGACUUCCAAGUCCACUGCCAUCCUUUACAUUUGAAUCACUUGGGAUGCACAGAAACAGGCCGUUCAGCCCAUCCAAUCCACAUUGGUGUCAAUGUUCUCCUCCAAUUGCCUCCCAUCCUUUCUCAACUAAAUCAGCCUCAGAGACCAGCUCCUCCCUCCCUCGCUCCUUGCUCCUCUUUAAAUACGUCUCUACCACUCGUUUAAACCAGUCCCUCUGAUCGCAGUCCCCGUGUGGGUAAGACCAGCAGAAUUGGGCCAAGUGACAUCUGGUUUGCUCUGACAUUCAAUGAGAUUGUGACUGUUCUGGUAAUCCUCAACUUCACUUCCCUGCCUUUCUAAACCACCCCCACCCCCCAAUACCCUUUUGACUUGUUUACUGAUUAAAAAUCUAUCUCAAAUUGAAUGUACUGAAUGAUCCAGCCUCAACAACCUUCUGUGGUACAGAAUUCCACAGAUUCAUGACCCUCAGAGAAAGGAAAUCCCUCCUUAUCUCUGUCUCAAACGGGUGACCCCUUAUUUUGAGAUUAUGUUCUCUCGGCCGAGACUCUCUGACAAGGGAAAACAACCUAUCCACAUCUACCCUGCCAAUUCCCAUAAGAAUCUUGUAGAGUCAAGUAAGGUUUCCACUUGUUCUGUUAUAUUCCAGUUACAAAAGGCCAAGCUCCUCAACCUCUCCCCAAAAGACAGUCCUUCAUAUCAGUUGUUAACCUGGUGGAUGUUCUCUGGAAUACCUCCAAUGUCAGUGUAUCCUUCCUUAGAUAAAGGGUGCAAAACUGUUCAUAAAUUUCCAGGUAUGGUCUGCCUAAUGCUUUGUGCAUUCGCAAAGCCUUCAGAUUUUAUAUCCCAUUUUCUUUGAAAUUGAGGUUUUUCCUGAAUUCCCAAUUGGAAUUCCUGCUAACCCUCUUCUAUUGAUGGCCUCCGAUUCUGCUUUUCCCACUCUCCCAAAACUUUUCUUCAUCAGAAAGACGGAGAUUGAGGGGGAACCUUAUUGAGGUCUACAAAAUCAUGAGAGGUAUAGACAGGGUGGAUAGCGAGAAGCUUUUUCCCAGAGUGGGCGACUCAAUUACUAGGGGUCAUGAGUUCAAAGUGAGAGGAGGAAAGUUUAAGGGAGAUAUGUGUGGAAAGUUCUUUACACAGAGGGUGGCGGGUGCCUGGAACGCGUUGCCAGCGGAGGUGGUAGAGAUGGGCACAAAAGCAUCAUUUAAGAUGUAUCUAGACAGAUACAUGAAUGGGCAGGAAGCAGAGGGAUACAGAUCCUUGGAAAAUAGGCAACAGGUUGAGAUAGAGGAUCUGGAUCGGCGCAGGCUUUGGAGGGCCAAAGGGCCUGUUCCUGUCCUGUAAUUUUCUUUGUUCUUUGGAAAGACUUCUUAGUUCACCCCUGGGUCUUUGAUUUCUUUUUUGUUUAGAAAAGGCACUUAGCCAGUUAAUCCUUUCCUGUUUCCUGUAUAAAUGUUCUUCCCUUUGGAUGUUAAAAGGUGGGAGAUAUUGUGCUGUCUAAGUGUGGGCAAACUGUAAAUUGAGGGUGUAAGGGGAGCUGACGGUGAUGUUCCUGGAUUAUUAAGGCAGUAACCUACGCUAAUAUCCUGGGAAAAUGGGUUCAGAUCCCACCAGGGUGUCUGGUAGAACUUAAAUUCAAUUUGACCAGGAAUUAAAAGCAAUGCUGAGUCAUGUUCGCUUAUUAUUGGUUGAAUAAACCAAAUUGGUUGAUUAAUGUCUUAUGGGCUGCUCAGUAAGGGAUUUGAGGGCUAUGGGUGGGCAGGGAGAAAGGGGGGAGAGGCAGGAAGGUGGAGUUCAGGAUCAUCAAAUCAACCAUUUUCUGAAGAAGGGUCUUGGCCUGAAACGUUGGCUUUCCUUCUCUUCUGAUGCUGCUUGGCCUGCUGAGUUCAUCCAGCCCUACACCUUGUUAUAUCAAAUCAACCAUGAUCUCAUUGAAUAGACUACUUUGGCUCCUACCUCUUAUGGUCUUCAUGGCCAUUAGGGAAGGAAAUCUGCUGGCUUGACCUGGUCUGGCCGCCAUAUGAGUCCAGACCCACAGCAAUGUGGUUGACCCUCUGAAAAGGCCAUUCAGUUCAAGAGCACCAAUCUCUAGCAAAAAGGGCCACCCUUCACAGGCAGGGCUUUGGAGAGCUGAUGUCCACCUACUGCCAGUGACGAGCUGGAGAAACUCAGCAGGUCCAGCAGCGUCUGUCGAGAGAAAACUGAAUCCCCAUUUGGUUGUGAAGUAGAUUCCUAUUCCAUAAUACGAUCAGUUAAAUGGGAUUGGGUGACAGCUAGUGAGGAAUCUGAUCCUCCUGUUCACCACAGAUAACUGACUGACAGAGCAGUACAAAACUGUCUCUUUUAUCAUAGAAUGUGGGUCAUAGCAGUCCCUCAGCUCACUUUAUGGAGCUUGAAUAUGAAAGGAGCUUAACUAUUUGCCUUUUCUCCUAAAAGUUUCCAUUGGUUUGACUUUGUUUGCACAUACGUGUGUGCGUGUACAUAUGUGUACAAGUGCGUGUUUGAAAUGAACUUCAAAUUUGUGGCUGUCAUUUUGGAAGUUUAAUAGGGAGCUGGAAGUAACAUUUCCAGUUUCGCCAACGGGAAUUCAGCUGGAUUGAGACAACACUUUGUGGAAGUCGUGUGGUUGUUGGAACGCUUAGCUUGGAGAAUAAUUUUAAUUCUGACCAAUCCUCUGUAACCUAAAUGUGUGAAUGUUUUCUAUUCCACAAGUAUUAAUGUGAUAUUAAAAUGA
Molecule: messenger RNA, 10749 nt
Organism: Stegostoma tigrinum
Lineage: Eukaryota; Metazoa; Chordata; Chondrichthyes; Orectolobiformes; Stegostomatidae
Gene: stum
Product: stum, mechanosensory transduction mediator homolog
Exons: 3
Coding region: 87-458 (123 amino acids)
Source: RefSeq, a predicted model, not a curated record